Molecule: messenger RNA, 3776 nt
Organism: Antechinus flavipes (yellow-footed antechinus)
Lineage: Eukaryota; Metazoa; Chordata; Mammalia; Dasyuromorphia; Dasyuridae
Gene: WNT5B
Product: Wnt family member 5B
Exons: 7
Coding region: 1405-2751 (448 amino acids)
Biological process (GO): multicellular organism development; neuron differentiation; canonical Wnt signaling pathway
Cellular component (GO): extracellular region
Molecular function (GO): cytokine activity; frizzled binding
Source: RefSeq, a predicted model, not a curated record
UGUCUCUUAACUCGGUCCGGCCUUUGCCUCCAACAAUGCUCUCCGCCAGAGACCUGUACUGUUCUGCCCUUGCUCUCCUCUCUCGUCGGGGCACGGAAGGAGAACUGCAGGUGGGGCUCUUGCUAGGAUUCCACAGAAUGAGAACCCAGGAAACUCAAAGGGACUCCGGGCGCCAGUCUUUGCUCGCGCCGAUGCUUUCUGCACGGGAGAUGUCCCGAAAGUCUGCUUUAAGGCAGGCUGUUUUGGAACAAGGGUUGGGGUACUCUGAACAAGUAAUUCCUGUAACUGAGAAGAGUCACUUGGGGGGUAGGGAAGGAUUGUAUGCAAGUUAGAUGAAAAGGCUAGGGAGGGGGGGUGUUUCUGGCCGAGGUGCAUCUGACCCAGAGGCAGCUCCCAAGGAGGCAGGUGCGGAAGUGCACGGUCUUGUUGCCUGUCUUACAGUCUAGAGGAGGGGUCUGUGGGAGGGGUACUCCCGGAGUCUGGAAGUGGGGGGUCGAAAAGGAGGCAGUCGGGGGCUGGGCAUGGACUGGCUGGGGGUGGAGAGGAGGCGUGUGGGAGGCGGGGCGGAGGCGGCUGGAGCCCCCGGGAUCCUCCGGCCCAGCUCGGGCCCCCAGCACUCCGCGCCCGUCGCGCGCUGCUGCCACCUUCCCUGCAGCCACCGAAGGGACCCGAGUCGCCUUUCGUUUGCCCGGAGCCACGGAGAAUGGCACUGAGCCCCACGGGUCUCAGGGACCCCGGCGGCUGGGACUAGUUGCGAUCCCGACCCCUUUCCUUCGCCUCGCCUAGCUUCAGAGCCCGGAGCCCGCCCUCCCUCACGCCCCCUCCUCCUCUCCAAGCGGGCCGACUUCAGGGGUCCCACCGGGGCAGGGUCUAGUCCCUCCGGACGGAAAAGAGCGCGGGCUUUUCUUGUUUAUUUCCCCCUCCCCAUCUCGAACAGACACACUCGGGGGUCGGGGGUCGCCAGCCUCCUGUCGCAGCAAACCGAGCCGCGGGAGGCUACAGAGAGAUCUUGGGGUGCCGAAGAGAACGCCCGGAGCUGGCUUUCUCGGAGCGGGUGCGAUCUUUCACGCUUGCUUUCCAGACUUCUCCCCCAGCUCCCCGGUUUCGGAUGAGGAGUUCGGAGCCGCGGGAGGCGGACCGGGCGGAGCAGUGAGCUGAAGGAGUUCGGGUGAAGGGGUGCUGUGCUUCAACUCGGCGGUCCCCUUCCUGGCCCAGCUGGGGCAGUGAGUGGGGUAUCUUCUGCCUGCCUCUGCCGCCUGCUUCAGAGGGGGUGGGGACAGAGAUCCCCCACCCCCUUCACCCCCUACUGCCACCCGGGCUGGAGGAAGGAGUCUUUCCGAGGGGGGGAGGGGAACCUUGCGAGUCUCGAGAGGACAGAGCAGGACAUGCAGAAAUGUUUUCCUGAUGAUGUAUGGUAGUGUGUAUUCGAACACCACAGAAGUAAAGCUGCAGAUGACCCAGAGGGCAAUGGAAAGAUGCAUGGUCAUCAAGGAUACUUCUAAAAUUAUGAGUCUGGAUAAUUGGGAGAAUAGUAGUACCCUCGACAGAAAUAGAGAAGAUUGGAAGAAGGACCAGUUUAAGAAAAGAAAUGAUGAUCUAUUAGGAGCCCUUUCCUGGAAACUGUCAGUCCCAAACAUUUCCCCAAGACAUCGGAGUGGGGCAACACCUAGGAUGCCAGGGAUGCUGCUGCUAUUCUCCACUGCUCUGCUUUCCAGCUGUGUUCAGCUACUUGCAGAAGCUAACUCUUGGUGGUCUUUGGCCAUGAACCCAGUGCAAAGACCUGAAAUGUUCAUCAUUGGAGCCCAGCCUGUAUGUAGUCAACUGCCUGGGCUUUCCCCUGGCCAGAGGAAGCUUUGCCAGCUCUACCAGGAACAUAUGGCAUACAUUGGUGAAGGAGCCAAGAUAGGCAUCAAGGAGUGUCAGUAUCAGUUCCGGCAAAGACGCUGGAAUUGCAGCACUGUGGACAACACUUCUGUCUUUGGGAGGGUCAUGCAGAUAGGUAGUCGAGAGACGGCUUUCACAUAUGCUGUGAGUGCAGCUGGUGUGGUCAACGCCAUUAGCAGAGCUUGCCGAGAAGGCGAGCUUUCCACGUGUGGCUGUAGCAGGACUUCCCGGCCCAAGGAUUUGCCCCGGGACUGGCUGUGGGGUGGCUGUGGGGACAACGUAGAAUAUGGCUACCGCUUUGCCAAGGAGUUUGUGGAUGCUCGGGAGAGAGAGAAAAAUUUUGCCAAGGGCUCGGAGGAGCAAGGCCGUGUACUUAUGAAUCUGCAAAAUAAUGAGGCUGGUCGCAGGGCUGUAUACAAGAUGGCAGACGUGGCCUGUAAAUGCCACGGUGUCUCAGGAUCCUGUAGCCUCAAGACCUGCUGGUUACAGCUGGCUGAAUUCCGAAAGGUGGGAGACCAACUGAAGGAGAAGUAUGACAGCGCAGCUGCCAUGCGUAUCACUCGGAAAGGCAAACUAGAGCUGGUGAACAGCCGCUUCAACCAGCCCACCCCGGAGGACUUGGUCUAUGUAGACCCCAGUCCGGACUACUGCUUUCGCAAUGAGACCACUGGCUCGCUGGGCACUCAGGGCCGGCUCUGCAACAAGACCUCGGAGGGCACGGACGGCUGUGAGCUGAUGUGCUGCGGCCGGGGCUAUGACCAAUUCAAGAGUAUCCAGGUGGAGAGAUGCCACUGCAAGUUUCACUGGUGCUGCUUUGUCAAGUGCAAGAAAUGCACAGAAAUCGUUGACCAGUAUGUCUGUAAAUAAUUUGGCAGAGAAGCAUCACUCUUCUGGCCAUUCCCCGCUACUGCUUUUUCUACUCCCUCCCCCGCAAAAAAAUUUUUUAUUAUAUAAAUCUAUAUAAAUAUAUUUUAUAUUUCUAUAAAUAGAUGAAUGAUAAAUAAUUAAAAGAAGAAAUUUGAAAGGAAAUGCUUAUUUAAGAGGUACUGCUUCAGGAUCUCUCUGAGGAUUGGACUUGGCUGCUUUUCUACUCCUUGUAGAGGUUCCAGACAUUAGGAGUGGGGAGGUUUUUUUGGUCCCUUUAAUUGAUGUUCUCAGGAUAAGGGGUUAGGACCUUCCUACUACCACACAGUCUCAAAAAAGAGAGAGGGAUAGAAGGAGUGAGUUGAUGGAGAAGAAGACUGUUUCUAGCAGUCUGGAGUACUUGUAGGUUGGGUGGUUGUUCCACUCCUUCUACAGAGCCAAAGGCUCGGUGGGAAAUGGGUGGAGGGUUUUGUUCAAAAUGUAAAUUGCAUUGGUAAGAAGCCCGGUGCUUUCUCACUUCCCUUAGUGUAUGUGCAUAUGCAUGCAUACGUGUACAUAUGCACACCUAGAAAUCCCAGAUCCAGAACAGAAGUAUCAUCUUUUCCCCAGGACUGCCUGGGCACCUAAGAACCUCUGAUUUUUAUAGAUUCCAGUCUAGACUCAUCUUUCAAGUUUCCGGAUUAUUCCUUGUCCGCAGGUCUCCACACCUCACUACAAAUUCCCUGUUCCCAGAGAAAGAAAGGUCUUUUAAUCUGACCUUUGGGAAGGACAUACACUGUGAGUGCCUAGACUGCAAAAAAUCAGGCAUUAACACAGCUGGACUAAUUGAACUUCAUUGUGCUCCCUUAUGGGAAGCAGAAACUGGUGAUGCUGCUGCUGCUGCUUCUCCCAUCAAGAAGGGGGGCCACCCGAACUGAUCAUGAUGUGCAGAAAAGCCAUGAUUGGCUAGCUGACCUUAAUCCUUGUCUUUGUCCCAGAUGUAUAGUUUCUCUUUGGUAUUAAAUACCUUUCACUGAGAUUUCUCUCCA